Camelina sativa (false flax) is the source of this 1926-nucleotide messenger RNA. Its product is annotated as protein CORTICAL MICROTUBULE DISORDERING 4-like. NCBI's taxonomy places the organism in Eukaryota, Viridiplantae, Streptophyta, Magnoliopsida, Brassicales, Brassicaceae. The record is from RefSeq and is a predicted model, not a curated record.
GAUUUUUAUUUUGUUUCCAUCUUACCGUUAGCUAAGUGUAAAAAAAAAACCCUAAAUUGGUUCAAUCUUUGCGAUCUAAACCCAUUUCUUGAAUUUCACAUCUGAAUCACAAAGUCUCAAUCUUGAAUCCUCUGUAAAAAAAAAUGGCGGCUUUAGCACCAGGGAUCCUUCAAAAGCUAAUCGACGGUAUGAAAACCGGAGUUAAACCGACCGGAGAACACAGAAGCUCGUUAUUACAAGUCACAGAUAUCGUUCCCAUCGAUCUUGACGAGAAGAAUCUAUUACCCAAACAAGGCUUCUUCAUUAAAGUCUCUGAUUCAUCUCAUUCGAUCUACGUUAGCCUUCCUUCUGAUCAAGACGACGUGGUUCUAAGCAACAAGAUGCAGUUGGGUCAGUUUAUAUACGUUGAUCGGCUCGAUCCAGGGACACCUGUUCCGGUUAUGAAAGGCGCUAGGCCGAUUCCGGGACGGCAUCCUCUGCUUGGUACACCUGAGCCGUUGAUGAGUGCGAGAGGGAAGGUUGAGAAAGAGUCUGGUACGAGACCGAGGAGAGGUUCUUGGGGUCAGAACGGUGACGUUUCGUCUCCGUUUGUGUUAAAGCCUGCGCCUUUGGAUUUUGAUCAGUGUACCCCGGCGAAACAUAGGAUUGGUAAUGGGAGAUUCACGGCGGCGUCUCCUGUUGUUAUGACGAGAGGGAGAUCACCUGGUGGAGUUAGGUGCUCUUAUGGUGGAGGGCUUUUGUCGAAUUUGAAAGGAGAGAGUCCUGCUGCGAUGAUGAGGAAGAGCUGUGUUGUUCCGCCGACUUCGAAGUUUCCGAGAAGCAGAAGUGUUUGCGAUAGAGAGAUGUUGACCAAGAACUCUGUUUCCUCUGUUCUUGUUACUCCUUUUAAAUCCUCUGCAAAGAAAAGCGAUUCACCUCCUCCGAGUAUGCGUACUAGGAGAGCAACAGCAGCUGCUAUGGUGGAAGAUGAAAGAGAUGCUCCAAAAUCUAUAUCGAAGAUGGUUUCUCCAAAGCAUGAAUCUAAGUACAGUAAGUUGGAAAAACCAGAGAAGAGUUUGAGUCUACCAGGAAGACUUAGCACACUGAGCAAGGAAGCUAUGCAGCAGCGAGAGAUGGCUCAGAAGAUAGCUCUUCAAGCAUUGCGAGAAGCUACAACCACAGAAACAGCCGUUCGUCAUCUCAAGACAUUUGCAAAUCUGAGCAAAUCAGCAAAAGCUGAUUGUCCAGCUGCUUGCUUCGACAAGUUCUUGGAGUUUCACAGCCAGAUAGCUGAAACCAUGAACGAAAUAGCGUCCAUUGAAGCAGCUGCUUCAUCUGCUACUACUACUGAGAACAAAUCUGAGAAUGGAUCGUCAGUGAUCCUACACGAAAUCCAGCAUAACUCAAAUGAUCAUGAGAAAACCACAGCAAAGAGAAGAAUUGUCUUGAAGCAGCAGCAGCAAAGUCACAAGCAGUUGAGAUCAAACGAUGAGAACAAGAACCCUGCAGCUCCUUCUUCUUCUUCCGGGUUAGGAAACACGGCGAGGUUGGUUAAAGAGAUAGAGAAAGAAGCUGCAAACUGGUUCAUGGAGUUUAUAGAGAAGGCUUUGGAGAAAGGGAUGAAGAAGUGUAGAGGCUCAGUUGAUGCAGAUGUUAAGAAGGUUCCACAGUCUUUGAUUCUCAAAGUUGUAAACUGGGUGGAAGCAGAACAGUCUGCUGAUAACACGAGACGACGACCAGUUCAUCCAAAAGCAUCACAUAUCACUAGAAAGCUCAGAAUCAAACUGAAGAAUCCUUGAACCAUAUCGAGAGUAUUAUGUUGUUCCCACUCUACUCCUAUUGUGAAAAUGCUUUCAGUUGCCACUGCUUACUUAUAGAGAGAUUCAUGGAUUCUAUUGUCAUAUAAACAUCAAUGAAACUAAUAAGAGUAUGUUUUUCUCAAUCACA